Molecule: messenger RNA, 1952 nt
Organism: Tigriopus californicus
Lineage: Eukaryota; Metazoa; Arthropoda; Copepoda; Harpacticoida; Harpacticidae
Product: galactoside alpha-(1,2)-fucosyltransferase 2-like
Exons: 4
Coding region: 266-1363 (365 amino acids)
Biological process (GO): carbohydrate metabolic process
Cellular component (GO): membrane
Molecular function (GO): galactoside 2-alpha-L-fucosyltransferase activity
Source: RefSeq, a predicted model, not a curated record
GCCCUUGGUGCAACGAAUUUGUUGUAUUAUCCUUAAUCCAGGAUGUACAUGUAACUAACAAUGCCGCAUGCAAAAGUGUUGUAAAUGCUGUGAAUGGAAUCAUUCCACAUGAACGUCUUGAAUGAUCUAGGAAAGAUGAAGUUGAUGAUGAAGUCGGUUAGAGCUUCCAAGGAAGUGCCACCUGAAGAUUCUGCUGAGUACAAGUACCACAAUCAGGACGGAAUUGAAUGGCAUUUUUUGUUUUGUUUCCACCUAGAAUGAGAUCAUGUUGUGUCAAGUCAUUCUGUCUCUCUUUAUAUCCUGUUUUGUUGAGGGACACGCCAAAUCUGAUUCCGUGCUCUAUGCCGUUGAAGAUCAUGCUGAGGGAUAUUGUCCUAGUUUUUACGACCAAUGGUGCUCAAAUCGGAGUCAUUUGAUCAACAACAAGACGUCGGUAUUCACUUUCCAGUCGACCGGGCGUUUAGGCAACCAAAUGCUGAGCUAUGUGAUGGCCAUGGCCAUGUCCGAUCGGGCUGGAUUCAUUUCGUUCUUGCCCUCGCAUGUAUUGAACAGGUUGUCCUAUUUCUUCGAGGACAUUGACACAACCAAGUCAGUGAGACCCCUGGAAUCGUUUUGUUAUUCAUCCAUUGAUUGGAUGUCCUUCCAUGGAAGUUUCGUACGUUUCAUGGAGGAUCCGGAAAUGCAAGUGGAUCACGCCAUAGAGAUACAUAAAACACUCCGUCUCUUGGGGAAUAACCUGAUUCAAAAUAUGCGCUGGGACGUCAUCUUUGAUGAGCCGAAUCUUUUGGCGAAGGUGCGACAUCAGUUUACCAUGCGGUCGGUUUUUGUUCAUCAGGCACAGCAGAGACUGCUGUCUUUAAAAGAGGCCUAUUACCAACGACAGAAAAAGAUGUUGAAGAAACAACGCCGAUUUCCAUUGCAAUUUGUGGGUGUUCACGUCAGGCGAACGGAUGGUCCGGUGGGUAUUGUGAAAGCCUACAAGUUACCCGAACUGGACCCCUCCUAUUACCUGAGAGCCAUCGAUGCCUACAUGACCAAGUACAAGAAUGUUUUAUUUGUGAUGGUGUCGGAUGACAUCGAAUGGGUCAAGCAGAUGAUCAUCAAAAGACUACCCAAGGCUCCUCUGUUUGUGGGUGGGUCUGGCAUUCCGGAUGAUGAUGACGAGAUCGGGUUGGACUUUGCCCUGUUGACUCAAUGUAACCACAGUAUCACAUCCUACGGGACAUUUUCAUAUUGGUCCAGCUUCUUAACGAAUGGAAGCUCAUUGUUCCCAUCAAUGGUUUUCACUGCUAACAGCAAAUCCAAUCCACUCGAUUCGCCGUGGCCAAUUUGGGCCAUGCCUGAUUCUGGUCUUAAAUAUUAGUCCGACGGAUGUUUCAUUGCAUCACCACUCACAUUCAUGAUCAAUUGGUCGAACAUGACCAAGCAACUUUGAGAUUUGCUUCGAUGUCUAGCCUCACGGGUCUGUUUGAUUUCUCAUUGCUGACUAGGAACGAUCUGCAAUGGACUUCGAUUUUAUGGACUACCGAUUUUCAAGAAUUUCAGGUCCUGAGAGUCUAACGCUAUCAAUGGUUGAUGAAGUCGAAUGGAACCAGCGAAUAAUAAGCAUACGAUUAAUGUAGCGUGUUCAUUAGAAAAUGUAUCAGACUUAACAUUAAAUAUCACAGAUAACAGCAGUAUUUUCGGUAUUAUAUCAGUUCAUAUCUAUGAUUCCUUCCUCAGGUUCGUUCUGGGAGGGUUGUGGUUGGUUGGUUGGUUGGUUGGUUGGUUUGGAUGGGCUGGCUCUUCUGAAUUUAAGCUUCGCCAGAGGUAGAUCCAGAUUUGUUCCUGUAUCGUUUUAGAAUGGGAUUUGACCACUUGAUGAAUCUUUGAUUCGGAGUGGUGGCAUUAUUGGUUGACAGGUUGAACAAGCUGAUAUUGUUCGGCGUGGAACUCUGACGUGCGAAACCUCG